AUGGCAAGAACCAGAAAUACCUCCAUGCCACCACUCAAUGUUGAAGACGGACACCCACCAUCUCCGCCACCAUCUUCACCCUCUCUUUAUGAAUCUCCACUCAACUCACCAACAAACAAACCACCAUCCUCUCCUCUUCAAACUGUGGCACCACCAAACACAAAUCUAUCCAUGAUUCCUUUUUUGGAUCCCAAUCCAGAACCUAUGCAAAUUGUUUUUUCCCCAAAAGCCCCUUCUUCAUCUGUUUCAAAAUCAACUGAUUCUAAACCAAAGAAUUCAAGACCCACAACCUCAUCCUCUUCGAUUCCCUCAAGAACGUCUCAGAGUUAUGUCUGGAAUGAUCAAAUCAAAAAACCUCCUAUAAAUGACAACAUUGUGCAUAUCAUUGAUUCUGAUGGUGAAAGAACAAAACCUAGGGUUGUUGAAAUGGUUGAAACUCAACCUCAGAAAUCACCUCCCAAAACCCUCAAGAGAAAGGUUGUUGAAACCGCUGCUGAAUCCUCUCACCCUCCUUUGAAAAAACCCAAGAAGUCUAUUUUUAAAAAGAGGAAACAAACUUUUCAAUCAUCCCCUCCUAAACCUCACAAGAAGUUUAAGGCUUCUUGCCCAAGCUCUCAAAGAGCUCAAUCGAAAAAACUCUGUGAAAUAUCACAGAAAGUGAAACCCCCCUCUCUAGAUGUUGUUUUUGCGAAUCCAAAUGAUAAGUUGGAACAUGAUGAUGUGUUUGCUAGCUUCUUGAAGGUGCCCUCUGAAAAUCAUCCCAUAGCUGCCAACCUCAAGCCAAAGUGUGACUUGUUUCACAACAUCUGUGUUCACAACAUCCUCACAAGAGCUGGAAGUUGGGAUAAGAAAAAAACUGCAACUCAUAAAAUCAGUAACCCUGUGAAGAAAAAGGCCAAAAUGGGAGAGCCUCUACCUGAGGCUAAGGCGGAGGAUGAAGAUGUAUUACCUGAGGACGAUUCUAUUCUGUGUAAGUCAGAAUAUGAGACUUCUAAGCCCUCUUCUACUGAGAUUGUGUACCCCACUCCUGAGAAAGAACAUGAAAGCCGAGACGAAGGAUCUGGAAAGUCUGAGGCUAAAACUGAAGAGUCCGAGGAUGACUCUAAGUCUAAAAAAAGGGUUGAACCCGAGGAUAAUAAAAAGGAUAAACUUGAACCUGAGUAG
Medicago truncatula (barrel medic) is the source of this 1164-nucleotide messenger RNA. RefSeq names its product transcription initiation factor TFIID subunit 3-like. NCBI's taxonomy places the organism in Eukaryota, Viridiplantae, Streptophyta, Magnoliopsida, Fabales, Fabaceae. The transcript is spliced from 3 exons. The record is from RefSeq and is a predicted model, not a curated record. The coding region runs from base 1 to 1164 and encodes 387 amino acids.